Molecule: messenger RNA, 2504 nt
Organism: Bradysia coprophila
Lineage: Eukaryota; Metazoa; Arthropoda; Insecta; Diptera; Sciaridae
Product: alpha-N-acetylglucosaminidase-like
Source: RefSeq, a predicted model, not a curated record
UAAGUUGUAAACAGUUCAUAUCUUGUCGUCGAACAACCAAGUGAACAACUCAUUCUAAUCAUCACGCUUUGUAGUUGUAACUUAGUUGCGAAUUUAGUUUUGUUUCGUGACGGCAUUAAGAUGGAGUGUUUUCAGAAGUUUUUAUUUAUUUGAAUGGAAGGUCGUUUUUGUUGAUUGUUAAAAUGAUGAAGUUUACCAAAUUUCAUUUCAUCCAAAUAUUUUUACUUUCGAUGUGUAUCUAUUUGAUAGUGAAUGUGCUUGUUUUUUCUGCUAUCAAAAAUGUAUCCCAGAAUAUCACAACAACGAGUAAAGCAUGGACCAAAGCUCGCCAAUCUAUGUACGACGCAACCAAGCCUAAAAUUUCAGCAGCUCGACAAGCUUUUGCAGCAAUGGAAGUAAUAAAUCGAACAGUACCAGACCAUAUAAGCUACUUUAAAGUCAUAGUCGAUUUUAAAUUGAAAUCUCACACAUUUCGAAUUACAACAUACAAUGAUUCGAAGACCGUUCUAAUAGAGGCGUCAUCCGGCGUCAUAGCAUGCAAAGGCUUCUAUUACUACAUAAAAUACCAUUGCAAUGCUCACAUUUCAUGGGAAGGAUCAAAUGUUAAUCUGCCAGACACUUUGCCCAAAGUCAAUGUUACGAUAGAAUCACGCAGCCAGUUCAUUUUCUACCAAAAUGUUUGUGCAUACUCGUACAGUUACGCUUUUUGGAAAUGGUUUGAUUGGCUGCGCCACAUAGACUGGAUGGCCGUGCAAGGAGUAACAUUAACAAUAGCUGCCGUUCAGGAAGUAUUAUGGGAACGUUUGUACAUUGAUUUCGGCUUGACCAGACAUGAAAUCGCUGAACAUUUCGCCGGUCCUGCUUUUCUAGCAUGGCAGCGAAUGGGUAAUAUUCGAGGCUGGGGAGGGCCGCUAACGGAAAGCUUUAAGGUAAAUUCCUUUUUGUUGCAAAAACAGAUCAUAAAAACGUUACGAGAAUUAGGAAUUGUUGUGGCGUUGCCAGCAUUUUCGGGUCAUGUGCCAGUAUCAUUCAAGAGAAUCUUCCCGAAUGCCACCUAUCAAACGAUUCCAAUAUGGAAAAGAGGAUUUCCGGACCAAUUCAGUGCGCCAUUAUUUCUCGACCCCAGCGAUGAAUUGUUCAAAGAUAUUGGCGGUCGUUUCUUGAUGGAAAUUCGUAAGGAGUACGGAUCGGAUCAUAUUUACUAUGCGGAUCCAUUCUAUAAAAUCGCGGAACAAUAUGCGUCUACGGAAUAUCUAUCGAACGUUGCACACAGAAUUUACGAUACAAUGAAAUCAGCCGAUGCUAAUGCUAUCUGGAUGCUACAGUCCUGGGUAUUGGAGAAAAAUCCUCUUCUGACGACCGACAUGAUUCGAUCGUUCUUCACAGCAGUUCCAGUGGGGAAGAUGCUCGUUUUGGAUUUACAGGCCGAACAGAAACCGUUUUUCAAUCGAACGUCUUCUUUUCAUGGUCAGCCGUUUAUCUGGUGUAUGUUACAUAACUUCGGAGCGACAUUGGGCAUGCACGGAUCGAUAAAUGUAUUGAAUGAGGAUAUUGCUAGUGCGAGCACAUUCAGUAAGUCCUCGAUGGUUGGGGUUGGAAUUGCACCAGAAGGCAUCAAUCAAAAUUAUGUAAUAUACGAAUUUGCUCUGGAACGUGGAUGGGACUAUAGUUCUGUGAACAUAACCGAAUGGUUUGAUAUUUACACAUCUGGCAGAUAUGGAGUGCGAAAUUCCUUUAUUUCUUCGGCAUGGCAAAAACUAGUGAAGAGUGUCUAUUCUUUUCGAGGAACCCGUGAGAUCAGUGGAAAGUACAUUGUUUGCAGACGGCCCUCACUAAAACAUAUUGUGUGGUCAUGGUACCAUUUCGAUGACAUCGAUGACAUUUUGGUAGAUUUCCUAGCAUCUCCAGUUAACACAGCGAAAGGCAUCGAACUCUACAAGUACGACUUGGUUGAUAUCACUCGUCAAAUGAUUCAGAACAAAGUUGAACUACUGUAUGAAAGAAUGGUUAUCUGUCUCGAGCAAAGAACAUGCCCCGAAUUCGAAAUUUAUGUUCAACAAUUCGAAUUACUUUUAAAUGAUUUGGAGCGUAUUCUAGGGACAAACGAUAAAUUUUUGUUGGGUACUUGGUUGGAGAAUGCAAAAGAUUUGGCUACUAACGAAAACGAAAUGAAAAUGUACGAAUAUAAUGCACGGAAUCAGAUAACAAUAUGGGGUCCUACCGGGCAGGUAUACGACUAUGCUAUGAAGCAGUGGGCCGGAAUGAUUUCAGAUUAUUGCUGGCCGCGAUGGAAGUACUUUUUUGACGAGCUGCGAGAAACAAUUCAUUCGCACGAGUUUUUCAACGAAACGGAGUGCCAGAGAAAUAUCUUCAAGGCCAUCGAAGAACCGUUCGUAAAUGACAAUAAAUUGUAUAGACUGAAUGCAAAUGGUGAUACGAUAUCAGUUGCAAGAGAAAUUUAUGAAAAAUGGAAAUAUUUCUUGGUUGAAUAAAUCUUUGAAAAU